This is a messenger RNA of Dothidotthia symphoricarpi CBS 119687, 540 nucleotides long. RefSeq lists its product as uncharacterized. The record is from RefSeq and is a predicted model, not a curated record. The transcript is spliced from 3 exons. NCBI's taxonomy places the organism in Eukaryota, Fungi, Ascomycota, Dothideomycetes, Pleosporales, Dothidotthiaceae. Bases 1 to 540 code for a protein of 179 amino acids.
AUGCGUUCCGUCGAGCUCCUCACCCUCGCAGCCCUGCUCCCAGCCGCCCUCGCCUCCUGGAACGGAAAGAUCUGUAGCGGCGCAGGCGGCUGUGUCGGAACCUCAUGGGCGGUCCCAGACCCCUUCCGAUGCCCCGACGCGACGCUGCUGAACACGCAGCAAACGGCCUCCAACUCGAUUGACGCCAGCAACGGCGCCUAUAGUGUCAUCACCGCGGCCGAGUUCCCCACCACAUGUCUGGAGGGCCGCAAGCCGUCGGACAAGGACGUACUGAUUAAACGCACCACCGAGUUCGGACAAACCAUGUUCCUCUGGCUCACGGAGACGUGCACUGAUCCCAGCCCCGCGCACCCGGGCGAUUGCUACACGUACAACCCUAACCCUUCUUCGACUACUAUCUGCCAGGUCGUUGAUACCAAGGGCCAGAACUGCGUUAUGAAUCCCCUCGCUGGCGAGUGCGAGAGGUGGGGGACUGCUGCUGGGCGCACGCAGUGCGAGGGCUGGACGCCGGAUCAGGUCGAGGAGCCGACGUCGAUGUAA